UCAAAUGAAAAAUUUUCGAAAAAAAAAGAAUUGAGAAAUUGAUUUUUUUUUGGUGAAAAAAAAACACAAUUUGUCAUCAUGUUUCCAUCAAGUGAUUUUCUUUCAUCCACCAUCAUAUUCUCGGCUAUUGGUCCAAAUAUUCAUCAUCAUCAUCAAAAUAAUUAUUAUAAUCGUCGCCAUAGGCUUUAUAGUAGCUGUUUAUUAUUAUUAUAUCAUUCUUGUCAUCGAAUGUCAACCACACCAUCAUCAUCAUCAUCAUCAUCAUCAUCGAAUAAUACAAAACAACAACAACAACAAUAUCAUCAAUUAGCCUGUGAUCAUCAUAAUGGCCAUUUUAUUGAUCAUAAUAUUGAUUCUUCAAUACAUCAAACAGUGUUUAUGAAUAAGAUUUUUGAAAAAUUUAAUAAAAAAUUAUCACAUAUUUCAACCAUUAUGAUAAACAUAAUUAAAUUGAUAAUGAAAAUAAUUUAUUCACCAUCGAUGAUUUUAUUCAUAUUGAUUAUUAUUUCAUAUUGGCCAACAUUUUAUGCUGAACUUGUAUUUGAUGAUCGUCCAGCAAUCAUACAGAAUGAUGAUCUACGAUCAUCGAAAACAUCAUGGACACAGCUAUGGUUUAAUGAUUAUUGGGGUACACCAUUAAAAUCGACAUUAAGCCAUAAAAGUUAUCGUCCAUUAACGGUAUUAACAUUUCGUAUAAAUUAUAUCAUCCAUCAAUUACGACCAUUUGGUUAUCAUUUUGUCAAUAUUUUAUUACAUUAUUUUGUUACCAUUCUAUUCUAUCGGUUAUGUCAACGAUUUUAUCGAUUCACAUCUACGAGUUCCGUAUCCGGCAUCAAAUCAUCAUCAUCAUCAAUCUUACCGUCAUCCACAUCAUGGCUACAAUCAACACCAUUCAUAAUGGCCGCAUUGUUUGCCGUACAUCCUAUACACACUGAUUGUGUUUGUUCGAUAGUUGGCCGUGCUGAAUUAUUGUCGGCAAUAUUUUAUCUAUCAUCCAUACUAUUAUGGGAUUAUUCCGAAAAUUCAACAUCAACAAUUACAAGAACAUUGAAAUCUUUUACAAAUGAAUCGAAUUAUAAUCAAGAUGAAAAACAAUCACAAUUACUAUCAUCAUAUCGAUGGUGGUGUUUGUGGUCACAAUUACAAUUAUUUAUUGAUAAAUAUCAUCGAUUAUUAUCAAUAAUAAUGGCUUUAUUUGGAUUUCUUUGUAAAGAACAAGCAAUAUUUGUAUUGAUAUAUUUAGCUAUUAAUCAUUUAUUCAUCAAUAACAACAACAACAACAAUAAUGAUUAUGAUCAUCAUCAUCAUCAUGAUAAUAAGAUAAUUCGACAAAGAUAUCAACAACAACAACAACAACGACGACGAAAACAUCGAUCCAUUUUCACAUCAUUAUCCUCAUCGUCAUCAAUAAACUAUGGAUCAUCAUCAUUACCAUUGAUGAUUAUUAUGACCAGAACAAAAUUAAGAAUAAUCAUUAUAUUAGCGGCCGUGUUUAUAAUAGCAACGUAUAUACGUUUUAUAAUGAUGGACUAUUCGUUACCAAUAUUUAACAGAUUUGAUAAUCCAGCAUCACGUAUGCCGUGGCCAAGUCGUCAUCUAACAUAUGGUUAUCUGAUAUUAUAUCAUUAUUGGCUUAUGUUUUAUCCACAACAUUUAAGCUGUGAUUGGACACAUUCAUCAUUGAAUCUUAUUGAUUAUCAAUCAAAAUCUAAUAGAGAUAAUAAUGAUCAAUACCUUUAUUAUCGUAUCAUGAUGGUUAUUGUUUGUUUUACAACAAUCAUUGUUUAUGUUUACAAAUGGAUUCUAUUGAUACUUCGGCAGCAAAAACAACAACAACAACAACGAUAUAGAUAUCGGAAUAUGUUGAAAGCAUCACAUCAUUCUAUCAUUAAUGAUAACAUCAACAACAAAAAUAACAAUGAUGGUAAAAUAUUUGACAAUCAAUUCUAUAUGAAUGAUGGUAAUGGUCACCAUAACAAUCAACAAUAUGAAAAUCAAUCGAUGAUGACAAUGAUGACUAUGAUAUUAUUAUCAUUAUCAUUAACAAUAAUACCAUUCAUACCCGUAUCGAAUAUAUUGUUUCCGGUUGGAUUUGUAUUGGCCGAACGUAUACUUUAUCUACCAUCGAUUGGUUUCCUAUUAUUAUUCGGUUUCGGUAUCGAUUAUUUAUUAUUAUUUUAUAAUACAUUUCCAUUUCCAUUGCCAUCAUCAUCAUUGUUGUCAUCGUUAUUUUCGUUGUACAAACGACGACAAACAUCAUCAACGAGAUGUGACCAUAAUGUUGUUGUCGGUAAAGAAGGAGAAGGAACCUAUUGUCAUCAACAACCUUGUCAUAAAUCUUCGGCUUGUAAUGUUGAUAGUACUACAUCACAUUUUUAUCACACAUCGUUGUCUUCCUUUGUUACGAAUAAUGAAAAUCGAAAUGUAAAAUGGAAAAUUCAUCCAAUACAAAUCGCCACCAUUAUGUUAGUAGUUAUAUUUUCAGCUAAAACAUUUUUACGUUCAUUCGAUUGGACAAAUGAAUUCGCUCUCUAUGAAUCUGGUCUCAAAGUUAAUCCACGUAAUACAAAACUAUUGAAUAAUUUAGGACGUCUUUAUGAAACUACUACGGCUUCGACGAUGAAAGAAAAUUCAUCGGAAAUAGCAAUCGAAUUGUAUAGGAAAGCGAUUAGUAUUGAACCAUACGAUUUACGUAGCUAUUUGAAUCUUGGAAAUAUUUAUCACAAACAUUUCAAUGAUACACGAUUAGCCGAACAAAUCUAUCGACAAGCAUUAGAUCAAUUUGAUCAACAACAAUAUCUACAACCAUCAUCAUUGAUUGAAAUCGAUCGAUUAUCAUUAUCACCAUUAUAUCUAACCGUAUUGAUACGGUUAACAGAAUUAUUAUCAUUGGAUUCAACUAGACAAAAUGAUUUGAAAAUAAUACAGGAUAAAUUGAUUGAAACACAAUUUCUAUUUGAUCCAUUAUCACUAUUGGCGACAUCUAGUGAUCAAGAAUGUAAUCAUCGUCAUAAUAAUAAUGUAUUAUCAUCGAUCCAAUUGGAUCAAUUAUAUAAUUUAGGUGUGGUCCAUUAUCAACAAGGCCGGCUAAAAGAGGCGUUCAAUUAUUUUGAACGUGUAUUAUCUAUGAAUCCAAAUCAUGUGGAUACAUUGCUGACAUCAGCACGUAUUAUACAGGAUGAACAUUUGGACCAACUAAAACAUAUUGCCUAUGAUCGUUUCGAUCAUUUAAUACGUUUGGGAAAAGAUGAUGAGUCUAUAUAUUUUAAUCUGGCUACAUUGGCAAUCAAUAAUCAACAUUUUGCUCGAGCUAAACGUUUAUUUGAAAAAGCUAUUGCAAAACGUGAAUCAUUUGCCGAAGCACAUUAUAAUUUAGCAUUAUUAUUGGUGAAAGAAAUGAAUCCAACAACGCCCAACAUUGGUCAACAACAACAAUCAUUGGCACAAUUACAUGAAGCAAUCGAUCAUCUUCAACGAGUUUUGCUGAUCAAUCCAAAACAUAUGAAUUCAAUGUUUAUUUUAGCCGAAUUAUAUUCGGAAGAAUUACGACAAUAUGAUCGGGCUAGAUAUUAUUAUCAAUUGAUUUUAGAUCGUAUUGAUCGUAAUAAUAUACAAGCCAAACAUAAUCUAUGUGUAUUAUGGCAUAAACAGAAUAAUAUUGAUGAAUCGAUUCAUUGUUUUGAAGAUUUAUUACAAUAUCUAUCUUCGUCAUCAUCAUCAUCAUCAUCAUCGUCACAGAUAAUCGAUAAAUUAUCAAUAAAUUAUUGGCAAAUCAUACAGGAACAGAUUACAUAUCUAUGGAGAAUUAAAAAUCAAAUUAAUCAAACAACAACAAAAUCUAUUGAAACUGGUGAUUAUUCAACAACAACAAUUGUUGAUCAACAACAUUGUAAAAAUGUAUCGACUAAUUCAGAUAUGUUACGAAAUCAUCAGCAUUCAAGUCAUCAUAAUCAUCAUCAUCAUUAUGAAAAUUAUAUGUCAACAAUGGCCAAAAUGUGCUUUAUUUAAUUCAUUCAUUCAUAUUUAUUUAUUUAUUUUUUGCAAAAAUUGAAACAAUGAAAAGCCUGUAUAAUUUUGUUUUCUCCAUUUUUAUUUUGAUUGAUUCGAUUAAUUCCAAAAUCUGAAACGAUAUUUUUGUAAAAGAAAAGUUUUUAUUUUUUUUUGUCUCGAUUUAAAUGUGAUUUAUUUAUUAUUUGCAACAAUUAAUAAGAAUUUAAUAAGCAAUGAUGAUGAAUUUUUAA
Messenger RNA from Dermatophagoides farinae (American house dust mite), 4241 nucleotides. The record is from RefSeq and is a predicted model, not a curated record. Lineage: Eukaryota; Metazoa; Arthropoda; Arachnida; Sarcoptiformes; Pyroglyphidae.